UCAGUUACUUUACUUGGAAAGAACAUUCGAGUGCUCUGCCUACCUAGGGCCCUGUGAAGAAAUGGAAUAUCAUUCUCAUAUACAGAAUCUGGAUGAAGAUGGAUAUACUCAAUUAGACUUCAGCAAUCGAGACAUCCACAAAAGGCCUGUAAGAUCAGAGAAAGGAAGCCAGGCUCCAUCUUCUCCUUGGCGGCCCAUUGCGGUGGUUUUAGGAAUCCUGUGCUUGGUGGCAGUAGUGAUUGCUGCAGUGCUGGGUGCCCUAGCAUUUUCGAGAGUCAAUUCAGGGAGAAAUCCAGAAGAGAAAGACAACUUCCCAUCAAGAAAUAAAGAGAACCACAAACCCACAGAAUCAUCUUUAGAUGAGAAGGUGGCUCCCUCCAAGGCAUCCCAAACUACAGGAGUUUUUUCUGGGCCUUGCCUUCCUAAUUGGAUCAUGCAUGCGAAGAGCUGUUAUCUAUUUAGCUUCUCAGGAAAUUCCUGGUAUGGAAGUAAGAGACAUUGCUCCCAGCUGGGUGCUCAUCUACUGAAGAUAGACAACUCAAAAGAAUUUGAGUUCAUUGAAAGCUGGACAUCUUCUCACCAUGUUAAUUCAUUUUGGAUAGGCCUUUCCCGCAAUCAGAGUGAAGGGCCAUGGUUCUGGGAGGAUGGAUCAGUAUUCACCCCCAACGCGUUUGAAAUUAGAAAUACAGCUCCCCAGGAAAGCUCACUGCAUAAUUGUGUAUGGAUUCACGGGUCAGAGGUCUACAACCAAAUCUGUAAUACAUCCUCAUUCAGUAUCUGUGAGAAGGAACUGUAAAGGCAAGGCAUGUGAGAAUAUAAAAAUGGUGUGCACGUGUGUGCACACCCUCCUAUCACCACCACCAUCACCACCACCACCACCACCACCAACAACAACAACAACAACAACAACAACAACAAAACAGAACAGGAAAGAUUGGUAUUGAAAAUCAAAGAAAAUGCUGAAGAGACUUUAACCUCAGCUGAAAACUUGGAUUGAAGAAUCUGAGACUUCUGUACUUGUCAACUUCAUAAAGAAGGCAGUGCUAUCUUGCAGUUAGGAAACCAUUAGACAUGGAGUGAAGGCAGCUCAGAAAUACAGAGAAUAUGUAAAUGUGAGGUAUCCUAACCCAAAUGCCACAACCACAGCAAACCAUCAGGGACACUGAAAAGAAGGACUGUGAAAGCCAGAGGACUACUGCCAGUGUCUUCUACACAGGACAGGGAGAGUGUAUCCAGGAAAUGACAAUACAACUCAGCAAACAAUGCCUGCAAAAUGACAAUCUCAGAUGGUAUGCAAAUAUGGAUGUAGGAAUUUCACAAGGUCCUAUUCCCCACAUGAAGAACUAUGGGCAAUCAAAGAGUGGGGAAGACCUUUCUCCAGGAAAUAACCUCCUGGUGGGUUACUGAACCCCAAGAAGUCAGCACCAAACAUGUACAGACCAGUGUCAUUAAAUGAAAUAUAGAUAGAUAGAUAGAUAGAUAGAUAGAUAGAUAGAUAGAGAUCUAUAUAUCUCAAAAAUUGUUACUAGGGUAUAGGCUGUGCUUGUAUGACUUGCUCAGUAUCCAGCAGUACAUCAGACCCAGUGAGAAGGCAAAAUGCACUUCUAAAUUUAGAAGUGAAGAAAUGACAGAAGAAAAUCUUCAGUAAAAAUAGAGCUACUAUUUUCAUCCACAUGAUCACUACUAAAAUGAUCAUCACCCAAAAGUAACGACACAAGCUUCUUCCUCAACUAGAUAACCCAGCGAGUCUGUCUACCUUUUCUGGUAGCAAAAUCUGGUAUGACAAAGAUGCUGCCCUUACAGGAAGCAUUCUCCUUAAAUAUUAUAGUUAGAAAGACAAGUCAUAUCUGAUAGAGAGUAUUAAAAUAGCAUCCAGUCAGAAUUAGUGUUUUGGAGUACAGAACACAUUUCAUCUUUUUUUUUGUGUAUAAAUACAUGUAUCACAUGCAUUUAAUUACACUAUAACUUUUUUUAAUCAAA
Molecule: messenger RNA, 1980 nt
Organism: Grammomys surdaster
Lineage: Eukaryota; Metazoa; Chordata; Mammalia; Rodentia; Muridae
Gene: Clec7a
Product: C-type lectin domain containing 7A
Exons: 6
Coding region: 62-796 (244 amino acids)
Biological process (GO): positive regulation of cell population proliferation; positive regulation of cell migration; cellular response to molecule of fungal origin
Cellular component (GO): cell surface
Molecular function (GO): (1->3)-beta-D-glucan binding; pattern recognition receptor activity
Source: RefSeq, a predicted model, not a curated record